This is a messenger RNA of Colletotrichum higginsianum IMI 349063, 1410 nucleotides long. Its product is annotated as PNG1 protein. The transcript is spliced from 2 exons. Gene Ontology annotation, molecular function: peptide-N4-(N-acetyl-beta-glucosaminyl)asparagine amidase activity. Gene Ontology annotation, cellular component: cytosol; nucleus. The record is from RefSeq and is a predicted model, not a curated record. Bases 1 to 1410 code for a protein of 469 amino acids. NCBI's taxonomy places the organism in Eukaryota, Fungi, Ascomycota, Sordariomycetes, Glomerellales, Glomerellaceae. Gene Ontology annotation, biological process: protein deglycosylation; glycoprotein catabolic process; protein quality control for misfolded or incompletely synthesized proteins.
AUGGAUGGUCGCGGCUACCCGCCGGGCCAAGGCCCUCCUAAUGGCGACGGCGAGUACGGCGAAGAAUGGGCUCGCGAUCUGAGGGUAAAGUUCGAGUCUCUGCUCCGAGACAAGCGCAUGACGGACUUGCGAGCGUCCUCCCGCCAAAACAGCCCUCAACCGAGGGAAACUGCGAGCAGCUCCAACCUCCGCGGCCUCGCAUCACCCGGCCCAGGCCGCCCCUCAACCUCACACAGCUCAACGCCCAUGCCGCCAACACCGCCCGCCUACUCCCGCCACCUUCCCAAGAUUCCCACCCCUCCCGCCGCCAACGACCGCGACUCACAAAAGUUCCGCAACCUCAUGAUCAGCCUGUCUCUCACCCCAACCAAGUACGAGAACCCCGGUCUGCUGGAUGAGGCUCUGCAAUGCAUACCGCUAGACAGGAUCUACGGCGAGGCCGAGGAGGAAUGUCAAGUCAUGCAGGCCGAGGCCGAGAGCAUGGGAGAUGGACGGAAGGCCACUUGGGGCUAUCAAGAUUGUGUCAUCCGGGCAUUAUUGAGAUGGUUCAAGCGAUCAUUCUUCACCUGGGUCAACAACCCCCCGUGCCCCGUCUGCCUCUCGCCCACAAUAGCCCAGGGCAUGACGCCCCCGACUCCCGAUGAAAGUGCUUGCGGCGCACUUCGAGUCGAACUCUACCGCUGCUCGGCUGGCGACUGCGGCGCUUACGAACGAUUCCCGAGGUACGGCGAUGUGUGGCGACUACUGCACACCCGUCGAGGACGUGUUGGCGAGUGGGCCAACUGCUUCAGCAUGCUUUGCCGUGCUGUCGGAGGCAGGGUUCGCUGGAUCUGGAAUGCUGAGGACCACGUCUGGACCGAGGUCUACUCGGAACACCAGAAGCGUUGGGUCCACGUUGACGCCUGCGAAGAGGCGUGGGACAACCCUCGUCUCUACACCGAGGGCUGGGGCAAGAAGAUGUCGUACUGCAUCGCCUUCUCCAUCGACGGAGCCACCGAUGUCACGAGGCGGUAUGUCCGCAAGAGCGACUUCACCGCCGAGCGCAACAGGUGUCCGGAGGAGGUGCUGCUGUACAUCUUGAAUGAGAUUAGAGGCAUCCGGCGCAGCAACAUGAACAAGGACGAAAAGUUCCGGCUCGAGAAGGAGGAUAGCCGCGAGGACCGCGAGCUCCGUGGAUACGUCAUCAAUUCGAUUGCCCAAGCCGUCACCGACCUCGUCCCUGGCAUGCCCAGUCCGUCCGGCAGCACGCCUCCCGCGCAAGCUCCGCCCAGGCGACGGGACGAUACCAAGUUGCCUGCUGAGCAACCCGGUCGUCAGACGGGGUCGGCCGAGUACCUCGCCGCUCAAGCCAACGCGAGGCAUCACCAGUUCCCUCCGCACGACCCGAGCCGUCGUCGCGAUCUGCCUUGA